UGGAAAACUUUAAAGAAGCAACCUUUGCUCCAAGCAAUUCCUUUUGGUGACCCAAACCAUUUAAUCUCCAUGGAGUCUUUGUUGUUUUAGACUUGCCAGAAAAUGCCUAAACCAGUAGCCGUCACGCAUGCUGAUCUCGCACCCAGCCGUAAAACCACUGAAUUGAGCAGCAAGACUAGCGUUCUUUUCGUUGUCUUUACCGUCAUCUGUGGCCUCUUUUGCUUCGUCCUUUGUCUCAUAGCCGAAGCCACUCGUUCCCAGGAGAAGCGGGUGGAUGAUGGGGAAGACAUGAAAUACCAAUGCGUUUACAGUGGCAGCGGCAAGACGCCGUUGUUGUGCUCGGGCGUUGCGUUUGUUGGACACGCGGCUGUGAUGUUGGUGGAGCAUGUGUACAUGUUGAUUGCGGUGAGUCAAUCGCCGCCUCCAUCGGCAGGAAUGGUUUCUUGGGACCUUGAUUCUGCUCGUUUCAAGACUCUCACAUGGCAGGCUGCGUUUGUCACCACUUGGGUUUGCUUUGCAGUUGGGGAGAUAUUGUUGUUGAUUGGGGUAAGUGUGGAAUCGGGACAUUUGAAUAAGUGGUGGAAGCCAAGAGAUGGGUGUCUCAUCCUCGGAAAAGGCUUGUUUUGCGCUGCUGGUGUCUUCACAUUGAUUACUGUUUUCUUGGUGGCGGGAUUGUACUUAACAGCACUACAUGCCCAAAAAAUGUUCCAACACCACCACCAUGUUCGCCAACAGGUUCUUCAAACCUCCGUCCUGUAUGCAUCACCGCCUGGCUCGCCGUCUCAUCGGUUGACAACCAUGGCCAGAGAGGAUCCGGUGAUCACCGAAUUGUCAAAUCAACCGUCACCUUUUUCAUUUUCAGGGGAUUUUGAAAAGCAAUUUAGUGGUGUUUAGAGCAAAGCUGAAGGCACAAGCUCUAACUACUCUUCCUUUGGAUAUACUGAGAAAAAAAAAGAAUUUUUAUCUGAAUUUUGUAAAUGAU
This is a messenger RNA of Hibiscus syriacus, 982 nucleotides long. RefSeq lists its product as uncharacterized. The record is from RefSeq and is a predicted model, not a curated record. NCBI's taxonomy places the organism in Eukaryota, Viridiplantae, Streptophyta, Magnoliopsida, Malvales, Malvaceae. The coding region runs from base 103 to 894 and encodes 263 amino acids. The transcript has 3 exons.